UUAUGAAAGAUAAGAAAAGUCACAUCACACUUUUCAAUAUAUCAAAAGAGGUCUGCACUGUGUGUGUCUUCGUACAUUCCAUAACUUUGCAUUUGAUUUUUGUUUUAAAUACGAAAAAUGUCUGAUUCAAAGACAAUUGAUAUUGUGCCAGUUGUAAAAGCCGAAUCAGACGAUGCAGAAGAGGAAGAACAAGCAUCGCCGGCCGAAGAAGAAGAGGAAGAAAUGGUGUGCCCUCAAGAAAAAUUGCGUGAGGAUUGCCGUACUAACGAUCAUCAUGUUACGGAACUGCUAGAAAAGUACAAUGCCUGCAACGAACGAGUGAGUGCCAAGACAAAAACAAGCGAAACGUGCGAAGAGGAGCUGUUCGACUACAUUCAUGCCUUGGACCAUUGCGUAUCGAAAACGUUGUGGAGUAAAUUGAAGUAAAAUUGCGGCAAAGCGACUAUACAUUCCGGGUUGAGUUGGCUUUAGAUUAGAUGUGUUACAUAAUUUGAAUGAAUCUUUUUUGUUUAGUAUUUUGGAAAAUAAAAAUGAUUUCAUUCUGUCAAUUUACGUAACUAAAC
Bradysia coprophila is the source of this 563-nucleotide messenger RNA. Its product is annotated as cytochrome b-c1 complex subunit 6, mitochondrial-like. Gene Ontology annotation, biological process: mitochondrial electron transport, ubiquinol to cytochrome c. Gene Ontology annotation, cellular component: respiratory chain complex III. Lineage: Eukaryota; Metazoa; Arthropoda; Insecta; Diptera; Sciaridae. The record is from RefSeq and is a predicted model, not a curated record.